AUGGACGUCAAAUCAUCGGGGAUAUUACCAUAUCCAAAAGCAGUUGGGUUCAUAGUUACAAAUGAAUUCUGCGAAAGGUUUUCGUACUAUGGAAUGCGAACGAUCCUUUCCUUGUACCUUCGCGACAAGUUGGGCUAUUCGGACAACGGAGCCACAGUCAUAUACCAUGUGUUCACAAUGUUCGCAUACUUCUUCCCAGUGCUUGGUGCGAUGAUCGCUGAUGGGUGGUUGGGACGUUUCAGAACAAUAUUUUACCUCUCGCUUGUAUACGCCACGGGUACCGUCCUGAUAUCCGUGACCGCAAUGCCACCAGUUCGACUGCCUCAAUUAGAAUUUACAAUCAUAGCGCUCUUACUCAUAGCGUUCGGAACGGGCGGGAUAAAGCCGUGUGUGUCGGCUUUCGGCGGAGACCAAUUUAAAUUACCAGAACAGGAAAAAUAUCUAGGAUAUUUCUUCUCCCUUUUCUAUUUUUCAAUUAACGCCGGAAGUCUUAUUUCUACGUUCCUUACUCCGAUCUUAAGAGCGGACGUGAAAUGCUUCGGGGAGAAUGACUGUUAUUCCCUAGCCUUCGGAGUUCCUGGCAUACUGAUGAUUGUUUCUGUAGUGUUCUUUGUGGCGGGUAAAAGACUUUACAUAAUCAAGAACCCGGCGGGCAAUAUCCUGGGAAACGUGUCUGCUUGUGUUGGCCAUGCUGUGUUAAAAUCAUGCAAAAGCAAGGAGAAACGAGAACACUGGCUUGAUCACGCAGACGACAAAUACGACUCGAGUCUAAUCGAAGAUAUUAAGUCGCUACUGCAAGUGCUGGUCCUCUUCAUCCCUUUACCAGUCUUCUGGGCGCUAUUUGAUCAACAGGGCUCAAGAUGGACUUUUCAAGCGGAUAGAAUGGCUCAAGACAUUGGGGGCUGGACCCUGAAGGCAGAUCAGAUGCAAGUACUCAACCCUCUACUCAUCUUAAUCUUCAUUCCCCUUUUCGAAGUGGCGAUCUACCCAUUCUUGACGUGGUGCAAGCUCGUGAGGAAGCCUUUACAUAAAAUGAUCUGGGGAGGUAUUCUAGCAGCAUGCGCCUUUAUUAUUUCUGGAAUCGUUGAACUAAAUCUCUUGCCAACGUAUGGUACGCCAGUGUCGGAAGGGUUGGCACAGUUAAGAAUAUACAAUGGUUUCAAUUGCAACUUGACCUUAAAUCUAUACAAUAUGUCCAAAAACGUAAAUGACAUUAAUAUCGGUCCUUUAGCAGCAUACGAAAAAUUAGAUAUAGAAGCUCACGAGUUAAUCGAUUUGCCUUACUCCCUAAGAGGGCACGAAAGUAGUGCUUGUGCGGAUGUACGACAUGAUGGAUAUCUUCGGUUAAAAGAGAACACCGCUAACUCUUUCUUCGUCACGGCCGGUGAAAUUUAUAAGUUUACCGACAAUAACGACAAAGCUAUCGACGGAGUGAACGUGAGGUUCCUUUCAAAUACGGUUGCACCUGUACAAAUUUACAUACAAGAUAACAAUACGAAUCGAACAAAAUUAAGCUUAUCCAGUAGUGAUAAGAGGCAAAACACUAUAGGCAAGGGGAUGUAUGAUGUUCUAGUUGCAUCCAGCAGUACACAAGUAGUAUUAAAAGACUUCUCCUUUGAACCGGGCGCUGUUUAUACAAUUAAUGUAUAUGAAGACAACGGGGGAAGAUACAUGGCAAAUGCAGUAGUCAUAACGCCACCGAACAGCGUGCACAUACUGUGGCUGAUACCGCAAUACGUUAUAAUGACGAUGGGCGAAGUCAUGUUCUCUGUGACGGGGCUGGAGUUCUCUUUCACCCAGGCGCCAGCCAGCAUGAAGUCAGUACUGCAAUCUGUGUGGCUGCUUACUGUUGCUUUCGGGAAUCUGAUUGUUGUGCUUAUCGUUGAAGGCAACUUUUUAGAUGCUCAGUGGAAGGAAUUUUUCCUGUUUGCCGGACUGAUGAUAUUAGACAUGCUUAUCUUUACUGUGAUGGCACUGCGCUACAGAUACGUUGAGUUGAAAUCCAGUGCUGAGGAGUUGGCUGUAGAAGAGAUCAUGAUGCCGGAUAGAACGAUUAAGCCCGAAAAGAAAAACUAG
Messenger RNA from Parnassius apollo (apollo), 2076 nucleotides. Lineage: Eukaryota; Metazoa; Arthropoda; Insecta; Lepidoptera; Papilionidae. The record is from the annotation of a GenBank genome assembly.